Molecule: messenger RNA, 2631 nt
Organism: Mesocestoides corti
Lineage: Eukaryota; Metazoa; Platyhelminthes; Cestoda; Cyclophyllidea; Mesocestoididae
Source: the annotation of a GenBank genome assembly
AUGGAUAGAGGCAUUCGUGCUAAGCACGUAGCGAGUUUUCUCGAAUACGGCAAACCGCUCAGUGGAAAUGAGAUAAUGGAAAAUCUGGAAUCCGUCGAGAACCAGCCGAGUCGCACAAUUCUUGAUUGUUACCUAAAAAUCGUCGAUGGAGAAUAUCUUAUCGUACGUGUGGAUGGCGAUCCCGAUCCUUCAGAAUGCUUUGACCUCUGUUAUAUCGAUGAUGUGCAUGGGUACAGUUGGAGUAACAAGGCUAACGAGUAUCCCCUGUUGCUCGUUUUUCGUUUCCUUGCUUCCAAGAUCACUGAUGGGGAGACGCCCAAUGAGGUUCACAUAUUCAGUCUAGAAUCCAAAUCCCAAUUACAAUGGGUUGUUGAUUUUAUUGACGAAGCCGUCGGCAAUGCAAAGCAAAUGAAUAAGCAGUCUAAGCCACGGCAUCAGCCAACCCGAAAAAUGUCAAGGAAGAGUGAUGCGAUUGAUCGACCAGAAAAGAUAAAGCGCCAUCCAAAGGAGUCGUCUUCGAGUGGAACGAAGGGGAAACUGGAGGAAAUGAACCAACUCUUAGAUGACAUCGAAGCAUUUGAGACAGCCCUUCACGGAGCCGUCUCGUAUCAAGUUACCGGCGCAACCAAAGUUGACCGAAGCCUUUGGCGUGAUAGCCUUACUCCACCGUCCUACGAGGCGGCAGUGGCACAUGUCGAGCGCAUUCGGAAGUGCGUCAACUUCACAGCUGAUUUGACCGACUACAUAGUAGAUCCGGGGCCUGGGGAGCUGCUUAACCGACUCUUUGAGUCCCUCAACUGGGUUCAGAAGCUCUGCGAUGGAAACCGUGUGCUCCACUACGACCCCAAUCUCGUGCGGUCAGUCAAACGCCCCGCUUUCACCGAAAGGGCCAUCCGCACACUCUCUGAGUGCUUGCAACCGGACAAUAAGUCCUUCUGGCACUCACUCGGUGAUGCCUGGACCACAGCAGGGAUGAAAUCCGAUGCCUUCAGUACUGACUAUCUUAACUCAACACGAGCCGCCACCGCAGACAGAGCUGGCUUUAAACCGGAAAUGACGAUCAAGGAUUACGGAUACUACAACUACGCUUUUUUUCUAACACCCACAUAUUUCAUUUCAGCACUCAGCUCUACGCAAGAGAAAAAGGAUGAGUCAAUUGACAUGGAGGGCUUUAUAAAUGGGGUUCGAGCCCGCGGAGGAACACUUGUAAUCGCGAAGCAAAAGACUGUAAGCGAAGCAGCCAGGGAACUCAGCAUAAACGUCGGUGACGUGCUAGAGGUUCUUGAUGACAAUGGGGAGUGGUGUUGCUUGCGCACCCCAACCGGACAAACAGGCCACGUUCCCAGAAAGUGCAUCGAAGUUCUCGAGGACCACGUAUCAGAAAAUAAAACUCGGUCCAUUAGCCGAACACGGUCAAAAUCCCCUCCUGAAAAGAAGCAAAGUACGAAUCGACGUAGCAGCUCCGGCCCUCGUAAGUUCAAAAGGGCUCCUCGCGAUUCGGAAGUAGAAGCGGAGGAGGACGUUAGUGAGGAGUAUUACAGUGAUGAAGGCGUCCAUCGCCAGAGUACAUCUAGUCGCACAACUAAGCACCGUUCCUGCAUGUCCUGCUGUGAUGGUGGAACUCAUCCUUGUCACCAUCAUCAUCAUCAUUCAGUGUCUCCGUCACAUCAAGAACAAUUACCGGUUACACCUGCCCAGCAAUAUCAGCCUAUGAAUGUCCAGCCACUUCAGCAACGUCAAACAGGACAGCCAAUAAUACAUCAUGGUACGAACGGACAGCCCUCCGUUAUUGUGGUCCCAACUUCAUCCAAUCAGCCCGCUCAACCACGGCCUCCUCCAGUUCACUACUUGGUGACGCAGCCGCCUCCUCCCCCGCAGGCACCACCUCAACCCGUCAUUGUUCCUAUGCCUUUCCCCAUGCAGCAGCCAGUGAUGCAACAGCCAAUGAUGCAACAACCAAUGAUGCAGCAGCCAAUGAUGCAACAACCGAUGAUGCAACAACCAAUGAUGCAACCCCCAUUAAUGCCCGGGAUGGGACCCUACGGGAUGUAUGGCACGAUGAGAAGGGGAACGCCGAAUCCCAUGGACCCCUACUACGAUGGAUACAUGGACUACGAGGGACUACCACGACGCAGACGCUCUUCGGCCUCACCAAAGCGGAGGUCACGACAAAAACACAAGGACGGGGACAGGCGUAGGAAGAAGAGCGAGCGGUCAAGCAGUAACAGUUCCUCCACUAGCAGCAGUAGCAGCUCAAGGUCAAGCAGUAGUUCAAAGGAGAAGAAGCACUCCAAGUCGAAGAAGGGAACAAUCCCACAGGCUCCACCACCCCCACCCCCUCCACCUAAAGAAGACACCUAUGCGCCGCAUAUGGAGACCAUGAACCGUGAGCUGCAAGAACGUAUGAAGGCGAUGCGCGAAGGCAACUCGAACGGUCUGAAGCCGGCGGGACACCGCAAACUUAAUGACUCGUGGAAUGCCUCCCAGAUGUCUGCGAACGACCCUGCGGCUGAAAUUGCCCGACUAGCAAACAAAUUUGGCACCGCCCAGGUCAGUCAACCACACUCGUGUGCCACUUGGGUUUGGGGCCCUUUAAUCUGGUUAAGUGCUGUCACACUGCGGGCCAAAUAG